Messenger RNA from Cornus florida, 1335 nucleotides. RefSeq lists its product as uncharacterized. Bases 282 to 830 code for a protein of 182 amino acids. Lineage: Eukaryota; Viridiplantae; Streptophyta; Magnoliopsida; Cornales; Cornaceae. The transcript is spliced from 5 exons. The record is from RefSeq and is a predicted model, not a curated record.
UCUUCAGUUCUGGACGCUCAAGCCCUAACGCCUCUUCCACCGUCUUCCAUCCUCUUCCACCCUUUUCCAUCGUUGUAGAAGACGGAGGCUCUUCCACCCUCUUCCACCGUCGCAGAAGACAGAGGUUCUUAAUCAAACAUUCUUUGGGCUUCAAUCUUCACCGAAUCACAAGAUUUAAUCUUCACCAAAUCUGGAGUCGGCUUGUGGUCUGAGUCUGAAUCGCUGUGGGAAAUACAGGUUGGCAUUAAUACACGAGAUACCAAAGCCCUUCUAAGUAUAAAAUGUGGAGGGAUGUUCCAGAUUUUGAGAAAGAGAUCUGCUAUGACCAUUUGAAGGAGGUCUUUGGAGUGGAUGCAUAUGCGAAUGACACUGAUUUUAAGCGAGUAAAUAUGGGAAUUUCCAGCGCGGUGAGGAAAUAUAGAUAUAAAUUGAAGUGUCAUUUUGAAGAACAUCUUCCAAUUGAGAAUGCACGCCGCCAUCCUUACAAUGUUAUUGGUAAUGCUGUUUGGCAAAAAUACUGUGAUACGUGGAUGUCACCAAAAUUCCAGGUCAAACUCAAAGAAAGGCAGAGCCAAGAAGAUGAGGACGGUGAAAGGGUUGAGGAUCCUGCUAUUCGUUUGUCCAAGGACACACAUUUUAAGGAACAAGGUGGAUGGGCACACGAGAAAGCUAAGACAAAUUUUGAUGCAAUGAAAGAAAAGGCUGCACAAAAUUCUCAAAAUUCUGAUGGGACGAGUCCAACCAUAAAUGAUGUUGAGAUAGCACAAAACCAACUGGGCAUAAGGAAGGGAUAUUGCCGUCGAUUCGGGCAUGGUUUCGUGGCUCCAUAGCGUCAACGUGCCUCCUCAUCAUGUGAUGAGGCUUCUAGGAAAAGGGCCGAAAUUGCUGAAGAAAGAAAUGUACAAAUGGCGGAAAAGAUGGAAAAACUUGAGAAGAUGCUUUAGCAGUACCAACAACAGCCGCCACCAUGGUUCCUCCAAUAUCAGCAGCAGCAGCAGCAGUCGCCACCAUGGUUCCACCAACAACAGUCUUCAUCAGAUUCCCAACAGCAGUAAACUGGCAUCAACAGCCACCGCCACCUCCAGCAGACUCUCAUUUUCAGCAGCCGCCACUAACAACAAGAUGGCAAUAUCAGCAGCCGCCACCAACAUGGUCGCACCAGCAAGCAUCACCACAGCCACCAACAGAAUGAAUAAUGAAUCUUGAAGAGGAUGGAACAAUUUUUUGUGCUACCACAUGGUUUUAGCUUUUGUUUAGAAAAUUGAAGAUUUUAUAGAUCUUGAAUAUAUAUAUUGUGGAUUUAUUUUGUUUUAUGCCUAGUAAUAUCUUUUUGAA